Molecule: messenger RNA, 1153 nt
Organism: Nicotiana tabacum (common tobacco)
Lineage: Eukaryota; Viridiplantae; Streptophyta; Magnoliopsida; Solanales; Solanaceae
Product: NAD(P)H-quinone oxidoreductase subunit N, chloroplastic-like
Cellular component (GO): membrane
Molecular function (GO): oxidoreductase activity, acting on NAD(P)H, quinone or similar compound as acceptor
Source: RefSeq, a predicted model, not a curated record
GCUGUUGCUCAUAGCUAAAAAGAUAGUAGUCUUGUACUCUUGUUCCAUUUCUAUGGUCCAUUUUCUCAUUAGUGGUUGUUGUAGCUACUCCCACAAACAUGGCAACUGCUGCCUCAACUCUCUCCUAUGCCUUCAGCAGCAGCAGCAGGUUCUUGAUCAAGAAUAAUGGCUAUUCUCGCCACCGUCCAAAUGUCACAUUAUCCACUGAGGAACAACCAUGUUCCUCUUCAGCCUGCUAUCAAGGGGCACUACUGUCUUACGGUCUGCAAAAGCAACGAGUACAGAUAAAUAGCACGUCAAAGACUAUGACAAUGAGAAGACUGAGAUCAGUGGGAAGACAAAAGAAAACAGUAGUUAGAUGUAGCAUUGAACUUGAGGACUUCAUAGGUGGAGAUCUCAUUAAGUUGGAUUUAGGCCAAUGGUUAUCAGAUGUUGAAGAACACAAAGCCUUAGCAAUUUAUUCUCCACACGAAGGCGGUUAUGAAGGGCGCUACCUUACACGUCUUAAAUACCAAGGAUAUCAUUUCUUGGAUCUUUCUGCUCGUGGCCUCGGUGAUCCUGAAACCACUCUUACUAAGUUUCACCCUGUCUGCCCUGCGCAUGUUGGGAAGCAACCAAUAGCUAGAUGGUAUUUUCCUCCAGAAGUUGAUUAUAGGCUUUCUUUACUUCCUCCAAAUGCCAAAGGACUAGUGGUUUGGAUAAUAGAAGCCAAGGUAUUAUCAAAGGCAGAGCUGCAGUUUCUUGCUUUACUUCCAACGCUUCGUCCUAAAGUAAAGGUCAUCGCAGAGUGUGGUAACUGGAGAAAGUUCAUGUGGAAGCCACUCAAGGAAAUUGCAGGUUUAUCUCAAUCAUAGGAAUAAUAAGUCCACCAUAUUGGAACUUGACUAUGCUUUUUCUGGGCCGAGGGUCUCUCAAAAACAGUCUCUAUACCUUCAUAAGGUAGGGGUAAGGUCUGCGUAUAUACUACCCUCCUCAGACCUCACUUGUGGGAUUCAAUGGGAUCGUCGUCCUUGUUGUUGUUGUUGUAUAUUGGAACUUGAAACUAUAACAUAGACAUUUGCUUAAGGUGUUGCAAAUGUAUACAUCAAUGUAUAUGAAGUUCAGCAAAAAUUUCAGAUGCUACCUUAUAUAUAAUCAUGCAUUUUCCCUCCCA